GGAGAAGGGGAGCAUAGCCACCAGUAUCUCGCCGACCGACGCGCCGCGAGCACGUUUGUGAUGCGCACCGCGCUUUGACGCGAGAUGGCCUCGUCCUCCGGCAACAUCGUCGUUGAGUGGUUGCGAUCUCUCCACUUAGGCCAAUAUUCGGAGAGUUUCAUCGACAAUGGUUAUGAUGAUCUGGAAAUAUGCAAGCAAGUCGGAGAACCUGAUUUGGAUGCAAUUGGAGUUUUAAAUCCAGCACAUCGUCAAAGAUUGCUGCACUCUGUAAGAACUUUGAGGGAGGAAGGUGCAGCCGCUGUUUACUUUACAUUAGAAGAAGCUGCCGCCGCUCGAGAUUCGUGUCGUUGUGAAGAAGAAGCUAGGAAAGAGCAGGCGGCAGCUGCAGUGGAACCGGCUAAAUAUGCGGAUGAGUAUGAAGAGGGAAAAGCAGAGUUGGUGAAGAUUCCGCGUAUGCAGCUGAAGCGGUUGCUUCGGGAACGCCUAGCUCAGGAUGGGAUUCGCCUGAGCCUCCAGCCUUACUCAACAACGGACGGCGACCGGGGUUACUUAGAAGGUUUGGCGUCGAGAUACGCGGACCUGUUCUCAACGCACUAUGGCGAUGUGCUCGACCACCUGGAGGAGUUGAGGAGACACGAGUGGGAAGAGAUGUCGCCCAGGAUGAGGGUGCUCGGGGGGCCAGGCACGCCUCAGACGCCGCCUUCCGCCAGCCCUGGCUCCCUCGCGCUGAACAACCUGACUACGUCGCAUUCGCAGCCUAUUUAUGUGCCUGGAAAAUAUUCGCCUUCAAGUUGCCUCACAGAUAAAGAAGAAGAUGAGAUAUAUGGUUUUGGAUACGGCGUAUUCGGCAAACAAAUGUUGCAGAGGCAACAGCAACAGAAACAGUUGCUGUUGGCUCAGCCGACGCAACCGCUGAUGCACAAUCAACAACACAACUACCAGAGUUGUUUGAGUCCGCGAUCGGCAUAUUUCUACGAAUUUCCCCCUAGUGUUUUGCCCACAGAUAAUUGCCUUGGUACAGCGAAAAAGAAGGUGACCACUUUCUCGAGACUGCUGAGAGGUUUGAAAUCCCAUAGAAAAGAGAAACAUGGAUCCUGUUCGCCUAAGCACACGCACAGUCCGAGACAAGUCCUACCACCACAAAGGGUGGACACACCGGACAGCGUUCUCCAAAGUGGUCUGGGUCUAGGGCCUGGCCCGGACACUGCCCUGAGAUCCAUGGUUGAUCCCAGGGACUAUGACCGCCUCCGCUUCUUACAAAUGACUGCCGCCCAACCAAACACCUUCGAAGAGACUAUACAUAGGUUAAAAGUCCAGGAAGCAAUGAAGAAAAAGGAUAAACUGGCUAGAGAACAAGAAGAGAUUUUAAGAGACAUUAGACACGGUCUUAUGAAUAUGGGAAGAGAUGGUGUUAGAGGUCCUUUUGGAGACGACACAUAUAUGUAUGAUGAUGAAGCAAGAGGCUUGACUGGCAGAGGGCAUUGGUAUGACGAACCUCCUUACGAGAGUGACCCUGAAGACUUUUUAAUGGGCGGUGGAGCACCAGCGGCGCAGUUUCAGAAUGGAAGAGUUUGUUUUACUCUUAAUCUACGUAACGAACCAAGAGGUGAAGGUGUUAUAUCGCUCAGAAGUGCAGGCGACAUUAGUUUAGCGAGAGCCCCUCGAAGAGGAUUAAUAAUUCCACAGAGCGGUCCCUAUCCAACCACUGUUAUCCCCUUACGAACUGCGAGAGAUCGAGAAAGCGGGGAUUAUGCUGCAUCUGACAUUCAAUCUAUAGGCUCUCGGCUGUCGGGAAUUUCGCUAGAAUCGAGUCGAUCGGAACGAGAUUCACGAAGGGGUUACAGGCAAAUGUCGGGAUAUCGGAUAGGUGCCGAUCCACUAUCACCCGCCUCUUCAGAUUAUGAGGAUCAAGAAAGUGAAACCGAUUCGCAACACAUAGCAACAGUACAUCAGUCGGCAGAAGAAUGUGAAGGUGUGUCAAACUUAGCUGGAAAAGUACGCGGUCUUAGGCAAGAUGUUCAAAGAAAAAUAUCAAGAUUAAGGCAAGAAAGGGGUCCUGAAGGCACUGAUAGGCGGACAAGUGGCGACCAAGCAUUUCCGUGUUCUAAUAGUUCUUUCGAAAGUCUUCCCAGCGGAUCAGGCAGUAGCACACAAGCACUGGUUCGCGCUGGUAGUAAUCACUCAUCUCUCUCGGCAGAAGAAAACAUAGAAUUAAGUCCAGCCGGGCGAAGUUUACUCGUGCCUCAAAUGCUGUGCCGAGCUCGAGCACUCGUCGAUUACAUACCCAAUAUUUAUGAGAAGGAUGCCCUAAGAUACAAGAAGGGAGACAUCAUAGAAGUUGUAAAUAUGAACGCGUCUGGAAUCUGGCGAGGUGUACUCAAUAACAAAGUAGGAAACUUUAAGUUUGCUAAUGUUGAAGUCUUGUCUGAUAGAGAAACAGUGCGAUCGCGAUCAUCUAAAUGGUGUAAAAGUCGCGAAAGACUAUGGGAAACCAGACCAAGAACAGUUGAAGAAUUACUGAGGAGGAUAGACUUACCAGAAUAUACGGUCGCAUUCUCUAGAAAUGGAUACGAGGAUAUAGAACUUUUUAAGGAAAUUGAGCCAUCAGACUUAGACUACUUGGGAAUAAUGACGCCCGAUCAUCGGACGCGCAUCCUGGCCGCCGUACAACUCUUACAUAAGCUCGAAUGUGGAGAAGCUGACGGCGAAGGUGAAGGAGGUGAAUCAAGCUCCGAAGGUGGUGAGUCCCCGUUUGGUCGGCGUCAAUUCCCGAGAGAUUCGGGGUGCUACGAAGCUAGUGUCGGUGUAGGUGGAGUCCGCGUACGGACUUCACCGUUAGUUCAUAGAGCUGACGAACCCACUCAUAGGCCACCAGAACCGGCGCCCCAAGCAAAAAGGUCUGUCCGUCGACGACAGCCUGAUGACGUAGAAUGCGAUAGAAUCGAACGUUAUCCUGGCACAAUAGGAGAGAGAACGGUCGCUCGCACUGGUGGCUUGCCGGGUGGUGCGAGAGAUGAUACUUGCGAGUCUGAUCAUAGGUUGAAUGUGGUUAAAUUCGUAGCUGGGGGUGAGCCUUGCGCGUCGGAGAAGAGUAGUGACUCUGGUGUGAGUAGUUCAUCGCUGAGUUCGGCUCACCCCCACCGCCCCUGAGCGCGGCCUGCCGCGCCCGCGCUCGCCUAGGCGCUGGCGCGGGCGCGUGCGCAGGCAGCACAGCCGCCCGCUCCCCCCGCAGAUGUCAACCACUCGCCGUCCGAAUGCGAACUGGACAAUACGCAAGCGGGGAUGCCAAAUACGCAUGAAUUUUGACUAUUCAACUUAUUAAUAGAAAAUGUGAAAUGAGUUAAAUAAUAUUUAAUGAAAUGUUCUUUAGAAAUAAAGACUGAACUAUCAUAUUUUGUCGAACAUCAUUAUUUUUUGUGUUUGUGUACGGGCGGCAUUAUGCAUUAUAAUAUUUGUGAUAAGAACUGCCACGUAAAUCAUUAAAACAUUUUCUGAAUAAAUAAAUAAAUUCUGUAACAUAGUAUUGCAAUAAAUUUUAAGUGUCUACUUUUAAUGAAUUUGUGAUAUUUAUAUUUUUGUCACAAUAGAUUUUCAUUAAAAACUGACAAAUGUUAUCUACAUACCUUACUAUGUACUAGGAUUUUUUCUCAUUUCGACAAAUUGCCUUGUAAUGCAAUUUAUUAUACAAAAUACUAACAAAGGAAGUCACAAAGCUUUUUUUAAGUUGGUUGGAAUAGAGUCAAAUUUGUGAUGAAUUGUUAUAAGUUAUAUAUUCGUUACGGUUUCAGAGUUAAUACUCUGAAAUUGCUGUCAUCAUUCCGUUAAUAAAUAUAACAGCAUAUCAGUGAAGGCCCCGAUAGCUUUAAUUGCUUUCAUAUUUUAUAUGCUGUCGAAAACACAACAAAGAUGGUUGAUAGAAGGCGUUUCUAGUUCUGUAUAAUUAGAACAAUCCGUCAUCACCUCAGUUGUGUUUUCGACAGAAUAUACCUAAUUAAUUUUGCUAAUACAAAGUACAUAUUUACUUUGUACUGAAGGCAAUAAACCAGUUGACAAAAGUAACUGGGGCGUUCAAAGCGCAACAUUCGAUAGCAAUAAUUGUAAAUAACUUAAUUGAUAGGUUAAUUAUUAUAUGUUGAGAACUUUUGUAACUUUUUAAGAGAGCUUUAUGCGGUAUCCCGCAUGUACAGUAUAGUUUUAGGCAUUUGCGUGUGAAAUUUUAAAUUUCGCUCAGAUCUUCCCAGUCAUUAGAAACUUGCCAUUCAAUAUCUUAAUGCCCAUAUUAUUUAUCGAUCUUAAGACUGAGCUGACUAGUAAAUGUGACAUUAUUUAAUUGAAUAAACAAUAUCUGCAAUUGAUAGAAGUUAUUUACCGUUUCUAUCUGCUAUUACGGUCACUUGAUACCAUAAAUUACUUCUAAUCUACGUAAUGUUUCAUCUGUAACUACUAAUAAAGGUAAAAUAAAAAAGUAUAUUAGCGAUUAUCACUAAUGAAGCCAACGAUAUGCUUAGAAUAAUCUACUUAUUGUGAAGCGUCUCUGAAAAAAUUCGCGACAAUGUUUCAUGCAGUAAUUAUUAUUAAUUAUUCUGGCCUAAGAAAUAUUACUUAUUUUCAGAAAUGAAAUCUCUUUAAUUCUUAUAAUUCCUAAAGUAAUUUCUUUAUCAAUAAACAACGCCAUGAAUUUUAAAUAAAUAAAUAUAAUUUUUGUUAAGGAAAUACUUCACGAGGGAUCAUAUUUUAAGAAACAGCUCUAUUACUCAAUAUACUCGUAUCGAGAAAGUUUAGUUUAUUACUGUUGUAAACUUAUUCUUCCAUCGCAUUUCCUCAUUCGUCUCAGUCUCAAGAAAAAUAUUCAAGUGAAAAUUUUCCACUGUCCACGGUGUUAAUUUUGUGUACAUUAUGUAUUAUAAUCCCAUUCGACACCAUUUCGACUAAAAUCGUGAACUAGUCCGAACUAUUAAAUGUAAAUAGAUAAAUGUUUGUUACUUGUAUAUUGUAGAUAGGCAGUAUUCCUUUUGAAAAUUAUUGUAUAUUGAAUAAUUAAUUAUUACUUUAUUCGAAUUAAAUGUUAUUAUUAAAAUAAAAUAAUUUAUUUAUAAUCAAAUUAUGUUAUAUAUACGCUCAGGUAGAAAUAUCUAUUUUGCAUUAUUUGGUAACAAUAGUGUUGUUUUUAAAAUGGUGAUUAUCUCCACAUAAGCUGUACAUUUCGAUUUUCUUUAUAUUGUGUUAGCCAUACACCUACUGCAGUAACUUUGUGUAGCAAUAUUUAUAUUUUUUUAAACGAACCCUAUUUGUAAGUCUACAAAUCUGUUUACAAACAUGGAUUCUCAAUAAAUAAAUCCAAAAAUUUACUGAAUUG
This is a messenger RNA of Chilo suppressalis (striped riceborer), 5356 nucleotides long. NCBI's taxonomy places the organism in Eukaryota, Metazoa, Arthropoda, Insecta, Lepidoptera, Crambidae. The record is from the annotation of a GenBank genome assembly.